Molecule: messenger RNA, 3643 nt
Organism: Brassica rapa (field mustard)
Lineage: Eukaryota; Viridiplantae; Streptophyta; Magnoliopsida; Brassicales; Brassicaceae
Product: U-box domain-containing protein 51
Biological process (GO): protein phosphorylation
Molecular function (GO): protein kinase activity; ATP binding
Source: RefSeq, a predicted model, not a curated record
UCUUGAAAUAUCAAUGCAAAUAUAAACCAAAAUUACUAUACCAACUCCUUAUGAACACAAUGGUUACUUGUCAAGUAGAGAGCUCUACUUACGGCUCUCCCUCUGAAUCUGCCGAUAAACCAUCUCUAUCAUUAGAGGACACUCUUUGGUUCAAGUCAUAACAUCUCAACCCGAGUAAUGCUGUAAAACGUCAAUAAACUGAAAUUUAGACAUUAAAGCUAGUAAAACAGAAGGAGUCUACGGUUUACAACAGAACUAACGACCUGGUUUGCUACCAGGGAGUAGUGAUGGGUUAAAGUUUGUUUGUUUUCACUUUAUACUUAAACAAAACUAAAAAAACAGAGAUACACAUGUUGUAAAAAAGUUUUUGUAUUUGAAUAAAUUUAACAUUCUUUAAAAAAAAGAGCUAGAGUAAAUGCUUGGUUUUGCCUGUAGAGAAUCAUCAUCUUUUGUUGGUGAAUGGUGAUGCAGGACAGUGACCAUGGAGGAAGAUAGAAAAUGAAGGCAUGAAAGCUAAGCUAGGAAACUGUGUGUUGUUUUUGUCUUCUGCGUUUGUGUAAAACGUCAUGCAUUUUAUGUUUUGAAGUUCAGGGACAGCACGAAGUUGGUUACAGUUUUAUAAGGAAACCUUUACUUUUUCAAUAUAAUGCAUGUUUUUAAAUUUAACUAAGAACCAAUCAUGUUGAAAUCAUUAAUAACAAAAUUACAAUAAUUACAAGAGAUAUAAAUUAAAAUAAACAAAUGAUAAUUGUGUAAUCGGUUAUAUUAUAAAAAUAAGCAUUAUUGUAUUCAUUAACAUGCAUUUUUAUUUACGUUGAAACGUUGACUGCUGGAAACUAGUGCUAUGAGCCUAUGAUGUUGUUACAAAUAUAUUUUAGGAGAAUUCAUACUAUUUGUUGAAAAUAGAAAGAACUCUUUAUAAUGUAAAGUAGUUUCGAGAAUAUAUUAACAAUACGUAUCUAAAAAUACCUUUUUUCGUUUUUACCGAAAGAAAAGGUGUUACAAAUCAGUGGUCGAUAGAAACUUGAUCCUUUGAUCAGCUAAGUUUUAGGAUAAUCGUUUAUUCGUAUAACACCAAUCGUUGAAUUUGAGAGGAGAAACUUAGACCGCAAGCAAGAAGCCUUUCUCUUCUCUUGACCUUGAGAAUAAUUCCUCUGCCUUGAGUUGCACUCUGCCGACGAUGGCUCCACCGUACUCGUCAGACGAUAGCCAUUCUCCGGUAAACUCAACAGUGAUUGCCAUUGACAAAGAGAAGCAUAGCCAUUACGCGGUUCGUUGGGCCGUCGACCAUCUAGCCAAUACCAUUCACAACCCACUCAUCAUUCUUCUUCAUGUUCGUCUCAAAAGUUCAAAUUAUGGAGGGAAUGGAGCCAGUGAUGACCUGAACCAGCUUUUCAUUCCAUAUCGAGGAUAUUGUGCACGCAAAGGGAUUUCCAUGUCGGAGGCUGUUAUAGACGAUUCGGACGUGGCGAAAGCAAUAUUGGAGUAUGUUAAUAGCAACCUGGUUAACAAUCUUGUGUUGGGAGCAUCCGCCAAGAACACAUACACAUUUGCUAGGUCUCUUAUGUUUAGUAAACACCACGACGUGCAAGGUGCCAUAAUGAAAUCGAUACCUGAUUUUUGUUCAGUCUACGUAAUAUCCAAAGGAAAAGUUCAGUCUUCUCGACCAGCUCAAAGACCUAUCACCAACACACUUGCACCUCCUCGUGUACCCUCCUCUGGCUUUCUAAUCCAGUCGUUAUCGGAUAGCGAGCAAGAUCCUGUGCCUACCGGCCAACGUAGUGCAAGGAGAAAACCUACAGAGAUAUACCCACACAAUCGUACCCCCACCAACCCCACGCAAGAAAGGCACAAAGCCCCUAUAAAUGGGUCGAUGGAUUUUAACAAUGCCUUUACCCAAGUUGCGUUCCAAAGGAAUCCCACGAUACAAAGUUCCUUUUCUGACGAAUCUGAAGGUGGUAUGAGGGGCUCUAUUGAUGUAUCUUCUCAUAAUUCAGAUGUAUAUGGCGCAUCAUGUUCUUCAGACGAGUCAAAUGCUCAAACAACCAAAGAUAUUGAAGCUGAAAUGAGAAGGCUGAAGCUUGAACUAAAGCAAACUAUGGAUAUGUAUAGCUCAGCUUGUAAAGAAGCACUUACAGCAAAAAGAAAGGCAAACGAGCUAAACCAGUGGAAAAUAGAAGAAGCUCUUAAGUUCGAGAAAGCCAAGCUAUCUGAAGAAGCAGCAUUGGCAGUGGCAGAAAUGGAGAAGGCAAAGUGCAGAACGGCCUUAGAGGCAGCUGAGAAAGCUCAGAGAAUGGCGGAGCUAGAAGGACAAAGAAGAAAGCAAGCAGAGAUAAAAGCAAGAAAUGAAUCAGAGGAUAAAGACCGUGCAAUGAAUGCUUUAGCACACAACGAUGUUCGUUACAGAAGAUACUCCAUAGAAGAGAUCGAAGAAGCCACAGAGAACUUUGCAAAUCACAGAAAAAUUGGAGAAGGAGGUUAUGGACCUGUGUACAAAGGCGAACUUGACCACACUCCUGUUGCCAUUAAAGUCUUGAGACCAGAUGCUGCUCAAGGAAAAAAACAAUUUCAACAAGAGGUUGAAGUUCUAAGUAGCAUAAGGCAUCCUCACAUGGUCCUUCUCCUUGGUGCAUGUCCAGAAUAUGGAUGCUUGGUUUACGAGUUAAUGGAAAAUGGGAGCUUAGAGGACAUACUCAUCCGGAGAGGAAACUCUAAACCGCUUUCUUGGAGGAAACGUUUCGAAAUAGCGGCAGAGAUUGCUACCGCCCUCUCAUUCCUCCAUCAAGCUAAACCAGAACCUCUAGUUCACCGCGACCUCAAACCGGCCAACAUACUCCUAGACAAAAACUACGUGAGCAAGAUCAGUGACGUUGGUUUAGCACGAUUAGUCCCUGCGUCAGUAGCUAAUAACGUCACGCAAUACCACAUGACAUCUGCGGCAGGAACAUUCUGUUACAUAGACCCUGAGUAUCAACAGACAGGAAUGUUAACCACAAAAUCAGACAUAUACUCGUUGGGGAUAAUGCUGCUUCAGAUCAUUACCGCAAGGCCUCCCAUGGGGCUGGCCCACCAUGUCUCGAGGGCGAUCAGUAGAGGAACUUUAAAGGACAUGCUUGACCCGACCGUGCCCGAUUGGCCUCUACAAGAGGCUCAAGCUUUUGCAGCUAUGUCGUUGAGAUGCGCUGAGCUUAGAAAAAGAGAUAGACCGGAUCUUGGGAAGGAUGUUGUCCCACUACUUAUUCGAUUAAAGAACUUAGGUAAUGAUGCUGGUUUAACUCGUGCUGAUGAAAGCUAACGUAUGGAUAUGACAAAGAACUUUGUACAUUCAAACAUAUGAUUUGAGAUGUUUUUUAUUUAUAAAUUUAAUGUUAAAUUAAAUAUAAUGGCUUGUGUUAGAAUUCGAACCAAGUGUCUCUCAUAUUCCUCGUUAGUUUAUCUUUAUGUUUUCACAACAUACCAAUAUCAUGUUGACGUUCAGGUUGAUUUUUAAGUGGAGACAUGUAAUAGUGUGAAGUUAUGAACCCAUAAAACAUCCAUAAUGGAAGAAACAAGAGACCGCACACAUACUAUAGUUUUAACCGAUACAACACUCUUCUCUUACUAAAUGGUACAGGCGUACCGUUACAAGGCCAGUUCUGUUAUA